This is a messenger RNA of Lathyrus oleraceus (garden pea), 974 nucleotides long. Its product is annotated as ethylene-responsive transcription factor ERF018. Bases 9 to 764 code for a protein of 251 amino acids. Gene Ontology annotation, molecular function: DNA-binding transcription factor activity; DNA binding. Gene Ontology annotation, biological process: regulation of DNA-templated transcription. The transcript has a single exon. The record is from RefSeq and is a predicted model, not a curated record. Lineage: Eukaryota; Viridiplantae; Streptophyta; Magnoliopsida; Fabales; Fabaceae.
AAUCUCCAAUGUUAAUUCAAAUGGAUCAUCACGAAAUCACCACUGGUCAAACUAAAACUCCACCAUCAUCUUCUUCUACUUCAACGGUUACUAAUGAUGAUAAUAACAAGAAGAUGUACAGAGGUGUGAGAAAGAGGAAGUGGGGAAAAUGGGUGUCGGAAAUUCGGCUUCCAAAUAGCCGUGAAAGAAUAUGGUUAGGAUCAUAUGAUUCACCGGAGAAAGCAGCAAGAGCGUUCGACGCUGCACUUUACUGUCUCCGUGGCCGUCAUGCAAGUUUCAACUUCCCUGAUACACCUUUUCAUUUCGAUAUCACUGUAGUUUCUAACAAUCCAGAACAGAUUCGAGAGAUUGCUGCUAAUUUUGGCAACAAAAAUCCACCAAUUGUUAGUGAUAGUACUACAAAUUAUAAUAAUGGAAAUGAUAAUACAGACCAAUCCAAAACUAUGACUGAAAUUAUUGGCUCUUCGUCUUCUACUACUAGUACCACUGCUAUGCAUGAUAAUGGUGGGAACACGAUUGAUUGGACAUUUUUGGAUGUGUUGGAUGGUUCAAGCAAUGAUGCUAAUUUUGUUGGGUCUGAAAACUAUGGUGGUUUCUAUUCUGAUCUAGAAAAGAUGAAUUCGGGUGAGUUAUUCAGUUUACCACAGCAACUACCACUAUUUGAGGAUAAUAUUCAGAAGGAACUGGUUAAAGUUGAAGGUGAUGAUGAUGUUUAUGAUGACCCUUUUUCUCAUCAAUCAUUCCUUUGGAACUGGGACUUUUGAUCAUUCUCCAUUCUCAGGGCUUGCUACCUCUAUAAUUUUGCUAAAUAGUUUUACUUUAUUUUCCGGCCAUAUUCGAUAUGGUUGUUUCUUUUUAAUGAUAACAAGGUCUGGCUGGGUGUCAUUCUCUGACCACAAAAGAAAAGACAAAAGACAUACUAGUACAAAUAAAUAAAUUAAUAUACAUAGACACAGUUUCUAUUACAAUGAUUA